AUGUCUGACAAGAAAACUGCCACGGGUUCCAAGAAGUUUGGCACAGGUGUCCAGCUUGCAAUAAUUUCGAAAGCGCCAGCGUCCUCUGCUGCAAACAAAAACGCCGAUGCUGGAAAGAAGUCCGGCACAGAUGAUCAAGCUGGAUCCUCAUCAGGCCCGGGUGCAGAUACACAUCAUCCCGACACCAACGAAAGCCCUACAAAGAAGAAGAAAUAUAGCAGAUUUGACGAAGAAGACAUUGCGGAAGGGCGAGUUCCAAAAUUGGACUGA
Messenger RNA from Plenodomus lingam JN3, 270 nucleotides. RefSeq lists its product as uncharacterized. The record is from RefSeq and is a predicted model, not a curated record. Lineage: Eukaryota; Fungi; Ascomycota; Dothideomycetes; Pleosporales; Leptosphaeriaceae.